UACAAAAUUGAAACACGAAGCCCAAAUUCCUGUACGGGCCUUGCCCACCAAAGACGGAACAAUUUAUGCCGAACUGAUGUGUUCUCUGAAACACAGAAACAUGGGAGACGAAUUCAAGCACACAGCUGUACUCGUCAUUGACAUGCAGAAAGAUUUCAUAGAAGGGGAUGGUCCUGUGCUAGUGAAAGGAGGCAAAUCCAUAGUCCCAAAUGUAGUAGAGGCUGUUCGAAUCGCUAGGCAGCGUGGCUUCCUCGUAGUUUGGGUUGUGCGUGAACAUGACCCACUAGGAAGAGAUGUUGAGCUAUUUCGCCGGCAUUUGUAUCCUGCUGGGAAAGAGGGUCCAACGGUUAAGGGAAAGAUAGGUGCUGAACUUGUUGAUGGGCUUGUGAUCGAAGAAGGGGACUAUAAAGUUGUCAAGACCCGAUUUAGUGCAUUCUUUGCUACACACCUUGAUUCGUUUCUUAAGAGUAAUGGAGUGGACAGUCUGGUUGUCAUUGGUGUUCAGACUCCAAACUGCAUUAGGCAGACUGUGUUUGAUGGUGUAGCUUUGGACUACAAAUCUGUUACAGUUAUUGUUGAUGCCACAGCUGCUGCUACAGCUGAAGUACAUGCUGCCAAUAUAUUUGACAUGAAGAAUGUUGGAGUUGCAACACUAACCUUACAAGAAUGGUUUGAAUUGGGAGCCUCAUCCUCAAUCUGUUAACCACUACAAAUCCUUGAUUUGGCAAUAAUAUGGUCAUGUAUAGCUAGUGUAGACCAAUGAAAGAUUUUGUUCCUUUAGUUUGAUUAUUUACCAUGCAUAACUUUUGAGCAAAACCAGUCUAUAAUUUAGAUCUACACUGGCUUUGAUGCAAGGAAAAACAACACAAGGAAAUAAAUAAGUCUGCUGGCUGAUGGCUAUGCAAGCAAUAUAUGGACAGUUAUCUUAAGUUUGCAGAUCUGCUUGGGCAGAUUCAUUUUCUCUUCA
Messenger RNA from Argentina anserina (silverweed cinquefoil), 967 nucleotides. RefSeq names its product probable inactive nicotinamidase At3g16190. The transcript has 5 exons. The record is from RefSeq and is a predicted model, not a curated record. The coding region runs from base 77 to 703 and encodes 208 amino acids. NCBI's taxonomy places the organism in Eukaryota, Viridiplantae, Streptophyta, Magnoliopsida, Rosales, Rosaceae.